This is a messenger RNA of Brachypodium distachyon (stiff brome), 788 nucleotides long. RefSeq lists its product as uncharacterized. The coding region runs from base 57 to 635 and encodes 192 amino acids. The record is from RefSeq and is a predicted model, not a curated record. Gene Ontology annotation, cellular component: plasma membrane. NCBI's taxonomy places the organism in Eukaryota, Viridiplantae, Streptophyta, Magnoliopsida, Poales, Poaceae. Gene Ontology annotation, biological process: response to desiccation. The transcript has a single exon.
CAAACAGGCUUUUACUGGGCCUGGGAACCAAAUCCAAACCUAAGGGCUCAUCAUCCAUGGGGAGCUCGACGUCGUCCCAGUCCCAGCAGCGGCGAUGGAGCCUGACCUCGGCGCUCGCCGGCGCCGGAGCCACGGCCGCGGCGGCCGGCGUCCUCCUCUGCCGGCCGCGGGACCCACGCUUCGAGCUCAUCUCCAUCAGCCUCUCCAGCUUCCAUUUCCGCCCCCCAGCAGCCCUAGACAUGGGGCUCACUCUGACAGUGCACGCCACGAACCCCAACGUGGUGCCCGUCCGCUACGGGGCCUCCACGGUGACCAUCCUCUACGGCGGCGACCGGCUCGGCACGGCGCGGCUCGACGCCGGCGGCCAGCCGGCCACCUCCUGCCGGCUGAUCCAGCUCCCCGCCAGGCUCGACGGCGUCGAGCUGGCCAGCCAUGCCGGGGCGAUCCUCGCCGAUGCGGCGAGGAGGCAUAUGGAGCUGGAUGCAGAGGUGGAGAUCGCUGGCGAGGCGGCGGUGAUGUUGUUCUGGGCCAGGAGGUUCUCUGUGAGGAUCCGGAGCCAUAUCGUCGUCGACCCGGUGUUCCUCGACGUCGUCGAGCAGGAUAGCAGCUCCCAGAUGCAGCUCUACCUCACCUGAGUCCUGAACUCGAAGGAAAUCACCCCCAACAAGUAGCUCUCUAUGUUUAAGUCUGAAUUCUCAAGCAUCAUCGUGUUAUCACACAACAAAAUGGUACACUCUCAUCGUAGAAUGUGGUGGAAUGCAAUGCGGUUCUGAGGAUUGCAAUGCAAA